Coturnix japonica (Japanese quail) is the source of this 764-nucleotide messenger RNA. RefSeq lists its product as uncharacterized. Gene Ontology annotation, cellular component: cytoplasm. The record is from RefSeq and is a predicted model, not a curated record. Lineage: Eukaryota; Metazoa; Chordata; Aves; Galliformes; Phasianidae. Gene Ontology annotation, molecular function: peptide-methionine (S)-S-oxide reductase activity. Gene Ontology annotation, biological process: cellular response to oxidative stress.
GCCCAGUCCAAAGUCACACUGGUGGCACUGUACAGCUGUGGGGGAGCCAUGCCGGGUCCCCGUGCCCUCCCCAGCCCCACUGAGGCUCUGCCAGGCAGAACAGGGCGGCUGCAGGUGGAGGCCACCCACGCCGUCACCGGGAACCCCACGCUGCCUCCAUUCCCCCCUCAGAUGCAGACAGCGAUUUUCGGCAUGGGCUGCUUCUGGGGAGCAGAGCGGCUCUUCUGGGAGAUGCCGGGGGUCUUCUCCACCCAGGUGGGAUACGCAGGGGGCUUCACCCCCAAUCCCACCUAUGAGGAAGUGCGCUCAGGGCGGACGGGGCACGCCGAGGUGGUGCGAGUGGUGUUCGACCCCCAUAAGAUCAGCUAUGAGGAACUGCUGAAGGCCUUCUGGGAGAACCACGACCCCACACAGGGGAUGCAGCAGCAGGAGGACGUGGGCACCCAGUACCGCUCCAUCAUCCUCACACUGAGCCCCCAGCAGCAGGCAGCUGCACUGCGCAGCAGGGAUGCUUACCAGCAGGAGCUGAGCCAGCAGCACCGAGGGGGCAUCACCACCAGCAUCGAGCCGGCCCGUGACUUCUACUACGCCGAGGAUCGGCACCAGCAAUACCUGCACAAAGUGCCCGGCGGGUACUGCGGCCUGAAGGGCACCGGGGUCCCCUGCCCCAUUGCACACUGAAAUCACUGUGCAUCCCCUGUAUCAUGUCCCCACAUCCCCACACUCCACACUGGGAAAUUAAAGCUGCACCCCCUUCAUCACCC